AUGGCUGAACAAGCUCUUGAUCAGAUCCGAGACGUCGUCGAUGGCCAAAUUGACUUUGAAGGACAGAAGCUUGCCGAGCUCCUCGCGACAGUUCUCCUUGUCGUUUCUGGCCUGAUCUCCUUCGUUGUCGGCUACUUCCUCCAAGAUAUCAAGCUCGCGGUCUACCUAGGUCUAGGAGGCACGGCGUUAACCUUCCUCGUCGUGGUGCCGGCCUGGCCCUUCUACAACAAACAUCCCGUCAAGUGGCUUCCAGCCGGGUACGCAUACGAUCUUGCAAGCAAAGGAAAUCAAUAG
Molecule: messenger RNA, 294 nt
Organism: Fusarium proliferatum ET1
Lineage: Eukaryota; Fungi; Ascomycota; Sordariomycetes; Hypocreales; Nectriaceae
Exons: 3
Coding region: 1-294 (97 amino acids)
Biological process (GO): protein targeting to ER
Cellular component (GO): endoplasmic reticulum membrane; signal peptidase complex
Source: RefSeq, a predicted model, not a curated record